AUUCAACAUUCAACAAAUUACUUUCGUCAGCGAUUCAGUUCUGCUUCGCGUUCACGUGCGACUGCUUCGAUUACACAAUCAACAACAGCGAACAACAUCACAAUGACCAACACAUGACAUAAAGCACUUGUUUACGUGUGAUAAACGUGGAAUAAUCGGCGAAAAACGAGUGAAAAGUGCGCAGAAAUGUGAAAAACGAUAAAAACGCACAAGUUCAAAGUGAAAUAACGGUGAAAUCAUAGUUUAAAGCGACUUAUAAACCAGUUAACGUGUUUUAAUGAUGAAGGUAUUGAGUCUAUUACGAAACGACAUUGAAUUAGGUUUUUUUAAUGCGUGAUUUUGUUGUUAUAACCUUUGAAAUCACAUUAAUAAGUGGAAUUUAAAAAUUGGGAAGUUUUGGUUUGGAUAGUCAAGUUUAAUCUUAAAUAAAAGAAAAACUAAUUGAUAUAUUUCAAUUCUUUAAACGUCGCGUAAUAAAGUAACUAUUUAUUUGUGUUUUCUAAAAAGUUGGUUAAAUUAUACAGGGUGGUUCAAAAGUUAUAGGCAAAAAACUAAAAUAGAACGUUUUUGGUAUUUUAAGUGUUUAUAAUAAAUUUUAAGAAUUAAUUACGGACAAACUAUCCAUAAUAUUACUAUUGUUUAAACUAUACGUGAUAAAACAACUAUUUAUUUAUAUACUCUCAAAAUUUGGUCAGAUUAUACAAGGUGGUUUAAAAGAUACAGACAAAAAACUAAAAUAAAAUAUUUUAAUGUAAAAAUGAUAUUUAAAUGUUUUAUUAUAAAUUUUGAGAAAUAAUUACAGAAAAACGAAUAAUAAUAUUACGUAUUUUUUAAACAUCACGUGAUAAAACCACAAUUUAUUUAUAUUCUCUCAAAAUUUUGUUAAAUUAUACAGGGUGGUUUAAAAGUUAUAGCCAAAAAACUAAAAUCAGUCAUUUAUUGUGUUUAAAAUUAUUAUUUUAAACUUCAAGAAUUAAUUACAGAAAAACUAAUAAUAAUAUUACCAUUGUUUAAACUGAUAAUGAUAAAGUAACUAAUCAAGAACACAUAUUAAUUUUUUCAAGACAAUAUACAGUGUGGUUUUGCCGUAAUUGAAGUUUUUAUUAAAAAAGCAAUUGAUAUGACAGUGAAUUAACCUAAAAGUAACCAAAAUGUCGUUAACUUUGAUAAUAACACUGAUAAUCCUCGGAUUCAUCGUCAGUUCGGCAGUUUUCUUCAUGUUGUACUUGAUUUUCACAAAAAUCUACUUAAAAUUCCGCAUUGUUGGCACUUGCCCUGCUAAUUUAUGUUUAGUUGGAAGAACUGUCAUCGUUACAGGUGCAAAUAAAGGUAUGGGUUAUUGGGUCGCAAUGGACUUUGCAAAACGCGGCGCAAAAGUAAUCCUCGCCUGUCGAAACAAAACAAAAGGCAAAGAAGCCGUGGAGAAGAUCCAGAGUGAGACGGAGAAUAAGAAUGUUGUGUUCCAAUCGUUGAAUCUGGCGUCGUUUAAGUCCAUUCGGGCGUUUGUGCAGGAAGUUAAGAAAAACGAAAGAAGAUUGGAUGUUUUGGUGAAUAAUGCGGGGGUGGUGAGGCCGAAUGCUGUCACUGAAGAUGGGUUCCAUCCGACGCUACAAGUGAAUGCCCUUGGACCGUUUUUAUUAACUAUUUUAUUGAUUGACUUAUUAAAAUCAACAAAACACAGUCGAAUAGUCAAUGUAACCACAAAAGAAGGCUCCGAACACUUCGAUAUCCUCGAAGAUUUAGUCGACAAGUCAGAUUCCUGGUUCGCUUACGUCAGAAACUACGAAAACAGCAAGAAAUGCCUCGGACUACUAAUGACAUCUCUAUCCGACAAACUACAACGUCACGAAGUGACAGUUCAAUUCGCCGUGCCGCGGCCAUGUCGAACAGACCUUCAAAUCUACGAAAAUCUCCCAGAAUUCCUCAAAUUCUUCAAACGACACAUAUUUAUCACAUUUUUAUGUCUUGAAGCUAAUGAGAGUGCAGUCAACACAGUUUUCACCGCGUUAGAUCAUCAAGUAGGCAACUUCAUGUGCAAAUACUACCGGGAUUGCGAACAAUGGGAUCCUGGCCAUCAAGACACCGAAGUUGAUACUUAUCUACGUAAAAAAAUAUGGUGGAAAUGUGUAGAGUAUGUGCAAUUGAAGCCUAAUGAAUUUUCUGGUCUGUCAUAGCAACAAAAACCGAAAGUAAACUUUAAAAAUCAUAUUAAAAUAUUGAAACGUAAAUAUAUCCAUAGAAAACGUUUGAAA
Dalotia coriaria is the source of this 2252-nucleotide messenger RNA. RefSeq names its product retinol dehydrogenase 13-like. The record is from RefSeq and is a predicted model, not a curated record. Lineage: Eukaryota; Metazoa; Arthropoda; Insecta; Coleoptera; Staphylinidae. The transcript is spliced from 4 exons. Bases 1152 to 2174 code for a protein of 340 amino acids.